This is a messenger RNA of Papaver somniferum (opium poppy), 684 nucleotides long. Its product is annotated as cytochrome b-c1 complex subunit 6-like. NCBI's taxonomy places the organism in Eukaryota, Viridiplantae, Streptophyta, Magnoliopsida, Ranunculales, Papaveraceae. The record is from RefSeq and is a predicted model, not a curated record. The transcript is spliced from 5 exons. Gene Ontology annotation, biological process: mitochondrial electron transport, ubiquinol to cytochrome c. The coding region runs from base 201 to 404 and encodes 67 amino acids.
AGAGAAAGACACCUAAAAGAUAUCCGCGUCUCAUCUCUCUCGUCUCCCAAGUCCUGUAUCGCUUCUCUCCACAGUUCCCCGUCAGAACUUUUCGCUAAAGUUUCGAUUCAUCUGAUCAGGUUGUUGGACGCUGAAAACAGAAACAUUCUAUUUGGUUUGUGCAGGGGUAAUCAUUUGCAUAAAGUCAGUCGUCGAUUUCCAUGGCGGACGAGGAUCCUAUUAACCCCAAGGAGUAUCUGGAAGAAUCAUGCAAGCCAAAGUGUGUAAAAGCUUUACUUGAGUAUAAGAAUUGUACUAAAAGGAUUGAAGGCGAUGAUACUAAGCAUUGUACAGGACAGUACUUCGAUUACUGGUCCUGUGUUGACAAAUGUGUUGCGCCAAAGCUCUUUUCAAAACUGAAAUAGUUAGGACUCUGAAGGAUAUUUUGUGAGUUUACUAUAUUUACCAACCAAAUAAAAAUAGCUUGAGAACACUAUAAUUGGUGUCACUAUGUGUACCCCAAACUAUCUGUUCUUUUUUUGGCUGUAUUUCUUUUCAAAUACAAUCUUUGAGACAAAUAAAACUGAAUGGUGGGAGUCUAAGCUAGGUAUUCUUGUAGUGCGACCUUUAUGACAUCUCUCCCCAUUUUAACGAGGUUUUGAUAUACAAAUCAUCUUAAGCUGUUUGUGUGCACUUUUUCUAAAA